Molecule: messenger RNA, 3583 nt
Organism: Labeo rohita (rohu)
Lineage: Eukaryota; Metazoa; Chordata; Actinopteri; Cypriniformes; Cyprinidae
Exons: 10
Coding region: 296-1924 (542 amino acids)
Molecular function (GO): flavin adenine dinucleotide binding; NADP binding; N,N-dimethylaniline monooxygenase activity
Source: RefSeq, a predicted model, not a curated record
GCUACUUUUGGGCUAGUUUUAAGUAGCAAUUUCUGCGGUUUUGUUGGGAAAACCUGGCAACCCUGAAGCGCAGUACUUGCAUGGACGGAGCAACAACAAUUUCGAUCCACCCUAAACUAGUGGCAGCUGAAACCACCCUUUUCUUUGAGACUUCAGAUACGCUCAAUUGCUUACAUAACAGGCUGAAUUCAAUGAGACGGUUGCCAGGGAAAUCUGCUCUGACUGUUAGGAACUGAAAAACACCAUUUUGGCAUUUUUGAACGCUGAGAGCUUGAGACCAUCCUCAUUUUAAAGCAUGGCUAAGCGUGUGGCUGUGAUUGGAGCAGGCAGCUCUGGACUGACCUCCAUCAAAUGCUGCUUGGAUGAAGGGCUGGAGCCUGUGUGUUUUGAGAGCAGUGAUGAUAUUGGAGGACUCUGGAGGUUUAAGGAACAACCUGAGGCAGACCGUUGCAGCAUUUAUCGUUCUCUCAUAGUGAACACCUCUAAAGAAAUGAUGUGCUUCAGUGAUUUUCCUGUGCCUGAUCAUUACCCCAACUUCAUGCCCAACUCUAUGAUUAUGAAGUAUUUCAAACUAUACGCUGAGCACUUUAACUUGCUCAAACACAUUCGGUUUCAGACCACCGUUCGCAGUGUGAGACAAAGGCCUGAUUUCUCUGACUCUGGUCAGUGGGAGGUGGUGACCGUGGACAAAGAUGGACGAGAGGAGACACAUGUGUUUGACGGUGUGCUAGUGUGUGCAGGACACUACACACAACCCAUCAAACCCCUCUCAGACUUCCCAGGUAUUGACACAUUCCCAGGGACAAAAAUUCACAGUUGGGAAUAUAAGGAUCCUGAUCCUUACCAUGGAAAGAGAGUUGUUGUUGUUGGAAUUGGGAAUUCUGGUGGAGACAUUGCCGUGGAGCUCAGCAGAACAUGUGAGAAGACGUUCCUGAGUACCCGGAAAGGUGCUUGGGUCAUAGGUCGCGUGGUUGGUAGAGGGCUUCCUCUAGAUAUGACAAUGGUCAGACGAGAUCGAGAUCUGAUUAACACCCUCCUGCCUCGAGCUUUGCUCAACUGGAUUGGGGAGAGAAGUCUCAAUCAGAGACACGACCACAAGCUGUAUGGACUACAGCCUGCGCACAGGAUUCUCGACCAGCGUACCAUUAUAAAUGAUGACCUUGCAGGUCGCAUUCUGGUAGGAGAACUGGUGCUGAAACCAAAUGUGCAGAAGUUCCAAGGCUCAACGGCUGUCUUUGAUGAUGGAACUGUAGAAGAGAUGAUUGAUGCAGUGAUCUUAUGCACAGGAUAUGAUUAUAGAUUCCCCUUCCUCCCCGACUCCUUAAACUCUGGUUCUGAUGGGGAUCUGAAACUCUACAGAAGAGUCUUCCCUCCAUCUCUCGAGCAUCCAACACUGGCCAUCAUGGGCCUGCUGCAGACCAAAGGGCCAAUCAUGCCAGUUGCAGAACUACAGGCACGCUGGGCCACCAGGGUCAUUGCAGGACUUAACCAUCUUCCUCCAGUCGAAAAAAUGGAGAAAAUAAUUGAGAGAGACAUAAAACCAUAUUUAAAGAGUUUCCACUGUCCCAAACUGGCGGCCCUUCAAGUGAACUACAUCCCAUACCUAGACACAGUAGCAAAGGAAGUGGGCGUCUGUCCCAACAUUGCUUGGCUGCUCCUGACAGACCCUGCUGUUGGUUUGAAGGUUUUCUUUGGGCCCUGUACUCCCUACCAGUUUCGACUGAGUGGACCGGGGCACUGGAAGGGUGCCCGUCAGGCCAUCCUUACCCAAUGGGAUCGUGUGGCUAAACCCAUGAAGACACGGCCCAUUCCAGAACCUUCAUCCUUCAGUUUAAUUUUUUGGCUGGGCCUGUCAGGAGGGGCUGCAGUGAUUGCUUUAAUGGCAAUGCAAAAGAAAAUCCCACUGUUUCUGAGUAUCGCUUAGAUCCCAUUGAUAUCCCAUAAUUGUUUUUUGGAUAGCUCUGUUUUGUAUUUGCACUGUAAACUAAUUGUUUCUUAAUCUAAUUCUUAAAGUUCAUUAUCUUUUAUAAUAUGUAUAAUAAGUUAUAUUUUAAAUCAUUUAUUCUUUUGAGGAAAUUAAAAAAAGAAACAUUACCUAACAAGGUAAUCUAACUAAGUAUAACUAGUAGUUGUCAAGUCUGUUUUUUUCUCAAAACAAGUGCUCUGGCAUAUUUUCAGACAUGAUAGUUAUAUUUUCUGUUUCAAUCAGGUAAGAGUAAUAUAGUAAUACACCUUUUGACAAUCAUUACAGAAGUGAAGUACAGUGCCUUGCGAAAGUUUUCAUACCCCUUCAUGUUUUUUCAUGUUUUGUUAUGUUGCAGCCUUAUGUUAAACUACUUUAAAUUACUUUUUUACCCACAUCAAUUUACAUUCCAUACACUAUAAAAACAAAGUAAAAAAACAGAUUUGUGACAACUUUAUUAAAAAUAAAACACUAAAAUAAGUACAUUGCAUAAGUAUUCAUACCCUUAACUCAGUACUUAGUUGAAGCACCUUUACAGCCUCAAGUCUUUUUGGGUAUGAUGUAACAAGCUUUGCACAUCUGCAUUUGCCAGUUAUCUGCCAUUCUUCACCCCACCUCUCAAGCUCUUUCAGCUUGGAUCAGGGCUGGCAGACAUUUUCAGGUUUCUCCAGAAAUAUGUGAUUGCGUUCAAGCCCAGGCUCUGGCUGGCUUCUGCCACAGUCUGAGGUUCUGAAUGCUCUGGACUGGGUUUUCAUUAAGGCUAUCUCAAUAUUUUGUUGUUGCAUUGAGCUUUCCUUCUGCUCUGAGGCGUCCCUCAGUCCUUGCUGCUGGAAAAAAAAACCCACAGCAUGAGGCUUCUACCACCACACUUUACUUUUGGGAUGGUACUCAAGCAGUGCUUGGUUUCCUUCAAACAUGAUGCUUAGAAUUGAGGUUCAUCAGACCAGGGAAUCUUGUUUCUCACAAUCUGAGAGUUCUUUAGGGUUUUUUUUUUGUUUUGUUUUGUUUUGGUUUGGUUUUGUUUGCAAAUUCCAAGUGUGUUUUCAUGUGUCUUCACUGAGGAGAGGAUUGAGUUUGGCCACACCACCAUAAAAACCGGAUUGGUGGAGCGUUGCAGUGAUGUUUGUCCUUCUGUAAGUUUCUUCCAUCUGCAUAUAUGAUCAUGGAGCUCAACUAGAGUGACCAUCAGCUUCUUGGUCACCAGUACAACCAAGCCCCUUCUCCAUCAAUUGCUCAGUUUGGCCAGGAGGCCAGCUCUAGGAAGAUUCCUAGUUGUUCCAAGCAUCUGCCAUUAUGGAUAAUGGAGGCUACAUGCUUCUGUGAACCUUCAAUACAGCAGAUUUUUUUCUGAACUCUUCCACAGGCCUCAGGGCUUAGUUUAUGCUCUGAUAUGCAUUUUCAGCUUUUCUGAGAGGUGCGUGCCUUUUCAAAUCAUACUCAUUUGAAAGCCACAGUUUACUCUACUCUAAGUGUAGUAACAUCUACAAGCGAUAUUAGUGCUCCUGAGCUACAUUUCAGGUGUCCCAGAAAAGGUUAUGAAUACUUGUGCAAUGAAAUCAUUUCAGGGUUUUUUUAUUUCUAAUAAAUUCACAAAGUUGUUACAAACCAUGUAGAUUGAUG